UUUCUUAUUUAUUGUGAUGUUUUAUAGUUGCUUUUUUAUUUUAUUUAUAAAUUCAUAGACCAUUCCCAACAUUUAAAUCAAUUCAGUUUUUGCAUUUAACUCUUCUUUAGUAAUCUAAUUUCUGAUAUGUUGCAGUACUUGAAUUGAAGGAGGCAUGGUCUUUCACUCUUUCUUAAAAAAAAAUCGUCUUAAGUCCCAUGAGCGUAUAAAAUAUCAGAACAUAUUGUGUCUGACUUGCAUUACAGCUAAAAAAAAAUUGUAUUGGACAUGUAUUUUUGCAGAACCCUUUUUUAGCCUGCAAUACUUCAGACAACAUCUAAGGUUCGUUUCAGAUAAACUAUUUGUCCACAUUAUUUUCGUACUUUUUAUAGCCUAGCCCCCCGUGGUUGAAAAAAUUUAAUCCAUGACGAAUAAAACAGUAAAAUAUUGUUAUUUUUAAAAUAUUAGAACACGUUCAAAAAGAAGGUACUUAUCUAAGAAAUUAACGAAAAUCGGAAAAAAUUAAUACACGAACGCCGUUUAACAGCGAAUACAACAUCUAAAAAGGUGCUGUACUGCCGUGUACUUUAUACAAUUGUUUUAACUUAGAUCAAAUUGAAACAUUCAUGUUAUUGUCUAUCAAACUUUCUCUCUCAGAACUUGAAUCAAGCAUAUAAUAGAAGAAUAUAAAAUGGCGAUGUAGUAGUAUUUCGAACGAAUUCUACCGAUGAACGUUUUUGAUAACGAUGAUACGUCGUUAUCGAAUUAAUGGCCCGUCUUAAAUAUUAUUAUGUCCGGUUUAUAAUAAUUCUAUACAAAUAUGCGAUAAUCGGAUUUAUAUUUAGUUCAAUUAUUAUUUAUUAUUGCAAUGAUGGAGUUGCGGUUAUUGUAAUAUGUCAUCAUGCACGUACUCAGUCUUGUCGCAGUUGAGAACGAAUACCCGAUGAAAGCGAUCAGGCUCUGAGACGGAAAAUUUACCAUCGUCGCGGGUUGCAAAUUAUGUGUGCAGAAAACGAUCGUUUGGCGAAAAUGAAGAAAUACGUUGUGAAGGUUUUUGAAGAAUGCGUUAAAUCGGUGUCGCCCAGAAACAUCGUCAGAAACACACUGAGAUUCGAUUCGAAAAAGCUUUACGUCAAUGACGACUCUUCGGCGUACAGCGUGCUUGGCGACGUUUACGUGGUCGGUUUCGGUAAAGCUGUGCUGAACAUGGCACUAGAAGUGGAGAACGUACUUAAUGGCCGUCUUAAGGAGGCCGUAGUGAGCGUUCCGUUCGGGACUCGAAGGCCCUCCUUGCUGGAGAACUCCAGAGUGUGCGUCAUGGAGGCAGCCAAGAACAACAUGCCCGACAAACAGUCGGUGGAAAACACCGAUCGCAUCACAAGUACAUUAGCCCGUCUGGGGAGGCACGAUUUGCUGAUCGUACUGAUAUCGGGCGGGGGUUCCGCACUGUUGUGUUCGCCAACCGUGCCCCUCCGGGACAAAAUUCUCGCCACCAACCUGUUGUCGUCGGGCGGUGCAUCCAUCGAACAGCUGAAUACCGUGAGGAAAGCACUGUCCCGGGUCAAGGGGGGCAGACUAAUCGGGUUGGUCCAGGAGGAGUGUACCGUGAUCUCCCUGAUCCUGUCUGACGUCGUGGGCGACCCGUUGACCGCCAUCGCCAGCGGACCCACCGUGCCCAAUGAGGAUCCCGACUAUCUGCCCAUUGGGAUCGUCGACCGUUUCGGUCUGCGCGAUAAGAUGCCCAAGACCGUCGUCGAUGCGCUCUUGCGUAACGAAUCGUUCAACGGCACCUUGGCGCGGUUCGACAGAGUCCACAAUCACGUGAUCGGCAACAACGUCGUCGCGUUACUGGCGGGCGUCGAGUAUGUCAGCCGAGACUUCAAGGCCGUACUUUUGACGUCUUCGCUCCGCGGUGACGUGGCUCUGGUGUCGAAGUUUUAUUCAGAUCUCGUAGAGUACGUGUGUGGCCUGUACACGGGCGUAAUGGACGAGAAACGCAAAGACCAACUGAAGAUAACGUCGUCGUCAAUAGUCAGUGGUAGCGGUGUGGACGUCGAGGGCUUGACGAACAGCGUCGUCGAAGCGUCGUCCGAAGGCCGUGGCUUGUGCAUACUCAGCGGCGGCGAGCCCACGGUCAUGGUCCAGGGUAGUGGCCUGGGCGGCAGAAACCAAGAGUUGGCGCUGAGGGUGGCUUUGGCCUUGGGGGUGGCGAGACGUCGUGACGAUCGGUUCGACGUGCUGUUCUUCAGCGGCGGAACAGACGGCAUAGAUGGCCCUACCGAUGCGUGCGGGGCGUUCGGUUACCCGGCACUCGAGGACGUGGCGUUGUCCCGAGGCCUAGACCCUUCGCAGUAUGUCGACAACAACGACAGCUACGGGUUUUAUUCGUCAUUCGAUUGCGGUGGUGACGAUCUACUGAAAAUCGGACACACCGGCACAAAUGUGAUGGAUCUGCACUUUCUGAUCAUCAAACCGAAAUGAAAUUGUAAUAUCAUGGCGCAAAUAAUAAUCAUUUGUCGGUUGUAAAUAAUUGUAAUAACUAAUAGGCCAUAAAUAGUAUAGUAGCAGAUUUUAUUUUUUAUUGACAUAUCUAAAUGUAAUUUAUCAUUAUGAUUUUUAAUUUUUGAUAGUACUAUCAU
Myzus persicae (green peach aphid) is the source of this 2618-nucleotide messenger RNA. RefSeq names its product glycerate kinase. The transcript has 2 exons. Bases 979 to 2460 code for a protein of 493 amino acids. Lineage: Eukaryota; Metazoa; Arthropoda; Insecta; Hemiptera; Aphididae. Gene Ontology annotation, cellular component: cytoplasm. Gene Ontology annotation, molecular function: glycerate kinase activity. The record is from RefSeq and is a predicted model, not a curated record. Gene Ontology annotation, biological process: protein phosphorylation.